Molecule: messenger RNA, 2526 nt
Organism: Momordica charantia (bitter melon)
Lineage: Eukaryota; Viridiplantae; Streptophyta; Magnoliopsida; Cucurbitales; Cucurbitaceae
Source: RefSeq, a predicted model, not a curated record
AUGUCUACUAGUGCACAAGAAGAAGUUGAGGAUGACGAUUUUGAUGACACAAUAGGGAUGUUUGAGGCUGCAUAUGAUUACUUUGACGAUAGUCCAGCAAAUUUCGAGGAGCUACUAGGUGAUGCGAAGAAACCAUUAUAUCCAAAUUGUAAGAACUUUACCAAAAGAUCUGCAUUAUUGAAGUUAUAUAAUUUGAAAGCGAAAUUUGGAUGGAGCGAUAGAAGUUUUACAGAGUUGUUGGCAUUAUAUGAGAAGAUUCAUGCUUGCCGCAAGGAUUGUUGCUUGUUUAGAAAAGAACUCUCAGAUGCAGAUGAAUGCCCCAUUUGCGGAACAUCAAGAUGGAAGCUUCGUAAAGAUUCAAAGGAAGCAAUGAAAAAUGUUCCGGCCAAAGUCAUGUGGUACUUCUCUCCAAUUCCAAGAUUUCAACGAAUGUUUCGAAGCAAAGAAAUAUCAAGUUUGUUGACUUGGCAUGCCAAAAAAAGAGUAAGUGAUGGGUAUAUACGACAUCCAGCAGACUCAAUUUCGUGGAAAGAAGUAGACAAAUUGUGGCCAGAGUUUGGUCUAGAGCCUAGAAACCUUCGUCUUGCUCUUUCAACAGAUGRGGUCAAUCCACAUGGUGAACAAAAUAGUAAAUAUAGUUGUUGGCCAGUUAUGUUGGUGACGUACAAUCUACCCCCGUGGUUGUGCAUGAAGCGAAAAUUUCUGAUGUUGACUGCAUUAAUAUCUGGUCCCAAACAAYCAGGAAAUGACAUAGAUGUUUAUUUAGCUCCAUUAGUUGAUGAUUUGAAGAAGCUUUGGAAUGAUGGAGUUGAAUGUUUUGAUGCAUAUCAAGAACGGUGUUUUACACUUAAAGCUAUUUUACUGUGGACUAUUAAUGAUUUUUCUGCGUAUGGGAAUUUGUGUGGUUGUGCGGUAAAAGGAUAUCACGCAUGUCCAAUUUGUGGGGAGAAAACUUCAUCCAUUUAUUUGCCAAAAGGGAGGAAGGUGGCGUAUCUCGGGCAUCGUAAGUUUUUACCACGUAAUCAUCCAUAUAGGAAGCAGAAGAAAGCAUUUAAUGGAAAAUCAAAGGAUAGAUUACAAGCUCGCCUAGAUUUGGUCAAAUUGAAUAUUAGACCAGAGCUGACCCCUCAAGUGGGAGAGAAAAGUAUAUUUUUACCUCCAGCAUGUUAUACAUUAUCACGAGUGGAGAAAUUGAAUUUGUGCAAGACACUAUCAGAAACUAAAGUACCCGAAGGUUAUUCAUCUAACAUACAGUCUCUAGUGUCGUUAGAAGAAUUGAAACUUAAUAACCUCAAGUCACAUGACCAUCACGUUCUUAUGCAACAAUUGUUAUCGGUGGCCAUUCGUGGUAUUUUACCGAAAUAUGUUAGAUAUGCCAUUAUUCGACUAUGCUUAUUCUUCAAUGCUAUAUGUAGCAAAACAAUUGAUUCGUCCAAGUUAAAAGGCUUGCAAGAAGACAUAGUCGUCACUUUAUGUUUGUUAGAAAARUAUUUUCCACCGGGAUUCUUCACAAUAAUGAGUUAUGUAAGAAAUGGAAUGCGACCGGAGGGAUUCAUUGGAGAAAGUUAUAUUGUCGAGGAGGCUGUAGAGUUUUGUUCUGAGUAUCUAUCUGGAAUUGAUUCAAUUGGGUUAAGGUCAUCGAUGAGGAAGGAGAAUUCAGACAUUGAUAGACCAUUGUCUAUUGCUUCUUACAGCAAACCGAGUAAGGAUCAACUAGAUCAAGCUCACCUUUAUGUCCUUCAAAAUGUAAAUGAUGUGCUUCCGUACGUAGGGCAACACAUGGAUGUUUUGUCUAAGCUUAAUCCAAGUAAGUCUAAAAACAAGAAGUGGCUUCAAGAUGAGCAUAAUCGCACAUUUAGUAGUUGGUUGCGAGAACGGGUUGCACUUGCUCUCGCGGUGCCGAAUAACUCCAUAACACCUUCUUUAAGAUGGAUUGCACAUGGGCCUCGUCCAGAUGUAGCCACCUAUUGUGGUUACGUGGUUAAUGGUUGUCAUUAUCACACAAAAAGACGUGAUGAUAGAAGAAAGGUUCAAAAUAGUGGAGUUAGUAUAACGGCUAAUACAAUGCAAGUUUCCAGUGCUAAAGACAAGAGUCCUAUCAUUUCAGAUAUGACAUUUUAUGGUGUAAUACAAGAAAUCUGGGAGCUUGACUAUCAUCAUUUGACAGUUAUCUUAUUCAAAAGUGAUUGGGUUGAGAAUAAGAAUGGACUUAAAAUAGAUGAACUUGGUUUUACUACCGUGGACCUAAAUCAUAUUGGACAUAAAUUAGACUCAUUUAUCUUAGCCUCUCAAGCAAAGCAAGUGUUCUUUGUGAGAGAUCCUAUUAAUCCUCGUUGGUCGGUGGUUUUAACAUCUCCUCAACGAAUAGUUGAAGAUGAUUUCUACGAAGAUGAAUUAGGAGAUAAUGUUGAAGAUUGUGGUUAUGGAGUUUUACCUAGUAUGCCAAAUAUCGAGACAUUUCAUGAAAGCGAUGAAACAUCAUCUACGUAUGUUAGAAAUGAUUGUGAGGAGCUUUUAAAUGGGUGA